UACCACGACCUCGCACUCGCAGCUCCCACUCUCUCAGCACCACCAGCUGGGCCUCAGCCAUUGACCUCUCUAAAUCUCCCAAUCCGCCCUUCCUAGGCACCGCCGCACCAUGGCCUCCCACAACCACAACCACAACAGCUCCGAAUCCACCCCGCUCCUCUCCCACGUGCACGCCAUCCUCCCGCAGAACCUGCACAUCCACCAGGACGGCGAAUCCGGCCGCAGCGGCUUCUCGCCCUCCCACUUCCUCAAUGUCUCCUGGCGCAGCGGCUCCGCUGUCGCCAAAUACGUGAACCUGCUCUGGCCCUUUGUCGUCGUCGCCAUCGUCCUGCGCUAUGCCACGCCGGGCCUCCCGCUGCUCGUCUUCGCCAUGAGCUACAUCGCCAUGGUGCCCGUGGCCAAUCUGCUAGGCUUCGCGGGGCAGGAGUUUGCGCGGAAGAUGCCCAAAGUCAGCGGGAUCCUGAUCGAGACGGCAUUCGGCUCCAUCGUAGAAAUCAUCCUGUUCCUCAUCCUGAUCGCCAAGCACCGGAGCGCCACGGGCUCCUCGGAGCACGGGAACCUGAUCCCCGUCAUCCAGGCCGCCAUCCUGGGCUCUAUUCUGACGAACCUGCUGCUUUGUCUGGGGGCGUGCUUCUACGUCGGCGGGCUGCGGCAGGCGAGCCAGAAGUUCCACGCAAGUAUCAGCGAAGUGGGCACCGGGCUGCUGUGCGUUGCGGGCUUUGGCCUGCUGAUCCCGAGCGCGUAUUACUCGGCGCUGAAGAGCUCGGUCGUGCCUAAAGCAACCGGGCACCAUGCGUUUACGGAGAAGGUGCUGCAGCAUAACGUGCUGAGGAUUAGCCAGGUUACGUCGAUUCUACUAAUCGUCGCGUUUAUCAUCUUUAUAUGGUACAACGCCCGCUCGCAGCACUCCAUCUUCGACGAGGUCCUCGAAAUGGAUGAGCACCGCGAUCUAGACCGCCGCGAGGACCUCUCCAAGCCCAAGUUCACCCUCACCGAGUGCAUCGUGGCACUCGUGCUUUCCCUGGUGCUCGUAACGCUGCUCGCCGUGUUCCUCGUCGAGCGCAUCGAAGACGUCGUGGAGUCGGGCGUGCCCGAUCAGUUCCUGGGCUUGAUUCUUCUGCCGCUCGUAGAGAAGGCAGCCGAGCAUAUGACUGCCGUCGAUGAGGCGUGGGAUGGGCAGAUUAACUUCGCGCUCUUCCACUGCAUCGGGCCGUCGAUCCAAACGGCGCUCUUCAACGCGCCGCUCGUCGUCAUCGUCGGCUGGAUCCUGGGCAAGAACAUGGAUCUGAAUUUCGAAAUCUUCAUGAUCGUGCUGCUCGUGCUGUCCAUCGUGGUGGUGGGCAACUUCCUCCGGGAUGGCGAGUCUAAUUAUCUCGAGGGUGCUUUGCUGCUGAUUAUCUACGUCAUCAUUGCCGUGGCUUCGUGGUACUAUCCGAACCCGGAUAUUGCUACUUCGAAUGGCGUUGAGAGCGGAGGAUUCAAGGGGUAUUGAGGUCGCCGACGGUGUCUUCUGAGGACGAGACUAUGAGGACUGAACUUUCACGGAGGAAGCAUUCCAGCCACCUUUGAUUGGAGGAAAUGGAGCCCAAUUCCCAUGUGGGACCGAUGACUUAUGAUCACAUAUGCAUACACUCGAAACGAAGAAGAUAGCUUAGCAUUGAACCUUUAUAAAUGCUAAAUACCAUUAGGUAUUAAACUUC
Trematosphaeria pertusa is the source of this 1700-nucleotide messenger RNA. Its product is annotated as vacuolar H+/Ca2+ exchanger. Gene Ontology annotation, biological process: calcium ion transmembrane transport; intracellular calcium ion homeostasis. Lineage: Eukaryota; Fungi; Ascomycota; Dothideomycetes; Pleosporales; Trematosphaeriaceae. The transcript has 4 exons. Bases 110 to 1492 code for a protein of 460 amino acids. Gene Ontology annotation, cellular component: fungal-type vacuole membrane. The record is from RefSeq and is a predicted model, not a curated record. Gene Ontology annotation, molecular function: calcium:proton antiporter activity.